Messenger RNA from Hypoxylon trugodes, 518 nucleotides. Its product is annotated as mitochondrial ATPase inhibitor, IATP-domain-containing protein. The record is from RefSeq and is a predicted model, not a curated record. Gene Ontology annotation, biological process: negative regulation of ATP-dependent activity. The transcript has 3 exons. Gene Ontology annotation, cellular component: mitochondrion. The coding region runs from base 196 to 510 and encodes 104 amino acids. Lineage: Eukaryota; Fungi; Ascomycota; Sordariomycetes; Xylariales; Hypoxylaceae. Gene Ontology annotation, molecular function: ATPase inhibitor activity.
GUGCCUCAGUUUUAAGUCCAUCGCACUACACAGCACUCAAUCGCAACAAACCAAUUAAAUACCAUACCAGGUAUCUAUCUACCUAGCCUAACCUUGCUUUUCGAUCGUCCCGUGACUUUACUUCUAGGGUAACCAAAGACUAACUAAACCUUUGUCGUUGUUCCUAUAGACAUUUUACUCCAACACAACUACACAAUGUACCGUCAAGCCCUCACCAAGAUCCCCUCCCGCGGCCUCGCCAUCGCAUCUUCCCGCCGAGCAUUUACGACGACUAUCCGUGUCAUGUCUGCCGGAGACACUGGUGCCCCGAACAGACUCGGCAGCUUAGGCGGCCAAGGUGAUGCCUUCCAAAAGCGCGAAAAGGCCAACGAAGACUACUCCAUCCGUCAGCGUGAGAAGGAGAAGCUUCUCGAGCUACGCAAGAAGCUCAACGAGCAGCAGGAGCACCUCAAGAAGCUAUCCGACCACAUCGAUGAGUUGACCAAGGAGCAAGGCGGCGAGCACAACUAAAUUUAAGG